Molecule: messenger RNA, 1026 nt
Organism: Lentinula edodes (shiitake mushroom)
Lineage: Eukaryota; Fungi; Basidiomycota; Agaricomycetes; Agaricales; Omphalotaceae
Product: Poly(A)+ RNA export protein
Exons: 8
Coding region: 1-1026 (341 amino acids)
Biological process (GO): RNA export from nucleus; transcription-dependent tethering of RNA polymerase II gene DNA at nuclear periphery
Cellular component (GO): nuclear pore
Molecular function (GO): ubiquitin binding; RNA binding
Source: RefSeq, a predicted model, not a curated record
AUGUCAGUGACUGCGAGGUUCAUGUCUAACAACGCAGAUAUUGGGCUCCCCAAUCCUCCCAAUGAUUCAAUCUCAUCACUUUCGUUCUCCAACAAAGCUGAUUAUUUAGCCGUUGGAAGCUGGGACAACUCGGUCCGCGUUUACGAGGUCUCGCCGCAAGGUCAAUCUAAAGGGAUAGCAGUGUAUGCUCAUCAUGCCCCGGUAUUAUCAGAAAACAGCCGAAUUUUCUCUGGUAGCGUUGAUAACACGGGGCACAUGUUCGAUGUUGUGACUGGGCAGACUACUCAAGUAGCACAGCACGCCGGGCCCGUCAAGAUCGUGAAAUGGGUGAGCAUGCCGCAUGCAGGAGUACUAGUAACUGGAAGCUGGGACAAAACCAUUAAGUAUUGGGAUCUACGCGCUCCCUCGCCUAUUGCAACCGUCAAACUCCCAGAACGGUGUUAUGCUCUUGACGCAAGAUACCCUCUGAUGGUCGCAGCUACUGCCGAACGCCGCAUAUUAACCUUCGACUUGGCGCAAUCUCCAAUAUUAUAUGAAAACACUGCUUCUCCGCAGAGGUUGCAGACUCGUGUUGUUACAUGCUGCCCUGACAAGAUUGGGUUUGCUGUAGGCGGCAUCGAGGGGAGGGUGUCAUUUUGUUACCUCGAGGAGAAUAACAAACGUAACGAAUACAGUUUUCGAUGUCAUCGUCAAAAUUCCAGUUCAAAGAAGAAUGAUCAGUCCCUCAUUUAUUCUAUCAAUGAUAUCAAUUUUCAUCCUGUACAUGGCACUUUUUCUACUUGCGGUUCCGAUGGGACUGUCCAUUUCUGGGACAGGGAUGCACGAAUGAGAUUGAAGAGUUUCAAUCGUGCAUCUGGUCCGAUCGUAUGCAGUGCCUUCAACAGGACAGGCUCAAUAUUUGCUUAUGCGGUAUCCUAUGACUGGCACAAGGGCUUCUCCGGCAUGACCAGCAAACAACCCAACAAAAUCAUGGUCCAUGCUGUCAAAGAUGAAGACGUUCGCAAGAGAGCGAUGAGAAGCUCAUAG